Cannabis sativa is the source of this 1325-nucleotide messenger RNA. RefSeq names its product receptor-like protein EIX2. The transcript has a single exon. The record is from RefSeq and is a predicted model, not a curated record. The annotation marks the transcript as partial. Lineage: Eukaryota; Viridiplantae; Streptophyta; Magnoliopsida; Rosales; Cannabaceae. Gene Ontology annotation, molecular function: protein binding.
UUAAGCAUUCUUGUAUUGGCCAACAAUAAGUUAUCAGGAAAAAUACCAAUAUCUAUCGGUUCCUUAACUCAGAUUACAGCACUGAAUUUAGGAAGCAAUAGUUUAAGCCAAGAACUACCCUCAUCCUUGAAGAGGUGCACAAACUUGGUGGCAUUGAAUGUGGGAGAAAAUAGAUUAUUCGGACCAAUGCCAACAUGGAUUGGAGAGAGUCUACCGAAUGUUGUUAUUCUUACCCUAAGAUCCAACCACUUCUUUGGUAGCAUUCCCUCAAAUCUAUGCCAAAUGUCACAUCUUAAUCUAUUGGACCUGUCCUCAAACAACAUCUCAGGAAGUAUUCCGAAAUGUCUCAAUAAUUUGACUGCAAUGAAGGCACAGAAUGUGAGCUUUUUCACAACCAUUGACCAUGAUUAUUCAUAUGGUACUGAAGGAUCUGCUACAUACACAUCUUAUGAUGAUCAAGUACAACUGGUAUGGAAAGGAACACUUUCUGUGUUUCGCAAUACAUUGGGACUUGUAAGGACUAUUGAUCUAUCAAACAAUAAGCUCACAGGUGAAAUACCAACAGAAAUCACUGAACUUGUUGAGCUAGUUUCUCUCAAUUUAUCAAGAAAUAGUUUAAGUGGAGAAAUACCCUCAAAGAUUGGAAGGUUGAAGCUGUUGGAUAAUCUUGACCUAUCGAAUAAUCGCCUUUCAGGUCAAGUUCCCUUAAGCCUUUCUCAAGUGGAUCGUCUAGGCAGAUUGGAUUUGUCAAACAACAACUUGUCUGGAAAAAUUCCAAUCAGUACUCAACUACAGAGCUUUGAUGUCAGUUCAUAUGCAGGGAAUUCUCAACUUUGUGGAGCUCCUCUUCCAAAGAGUUGUCCUGGUGAUGAACCAACAAUUACUUCUAAAGCUCUUGUAGUUAAAAAUGAUGAGGAUCAGGACAAGUUGGUAACCACUGGCUUUUAUGUUAGUUUGGGACUCGGAUUUCUCGUUGGACUUUGGGGAUUUUGUGGAACAUUACUCUUUAACAAGACUUAAAGAUACUUAACUUUGUUGAAAAUCUAAAUCUGUGAGCAUUCUCUUUCACAUACUAUCUAUGUAGCCUUUGUUAACGAUGUUCAAGAUAAUGUCUAAGGAGAUUUAACAUUUUCUUUUCACUUUCAUAUUAACAUGUUGAAGAAGAUUUUGCACAAGGAAUAAAAAGAGGAGUUUUUGGAAUAAUAAAAGAAGUAAUGUAUUAGCGUUGUUGCUUUAAAUAAGAUUUUUUUUCUUUACCACAAAAAUUUGGUAUUGUAUUGGAGACACUCUUAACUUCAUUAAAUUUGGUUUGAAUUUAUUGAUUA